CCAGCGGUGCUUCCGGGGUCGGCGGCUGCUGGUCUCUGUGCCGGGGUCCGAGCCCCACGAAGCCCCGACCCGAGCUGCCGGAUGCCUGCGCGCAGCGGGGCCCAGGUCGUGCAGCCUGGGCCCCCACGCUGUGCAGCUCGCACAUAUGUGGGGCAGAGCAGCCACCCUGCCACCAGCAGCAGCCGUCCAUCAGAUGUAAUCAUUUCCUGAGGCCUCGAGUGUGUCGGGGUGUUUGUGCCUUAUAACUACCCACAGGAUGGUCACCCCCUCUUUGCAGAUGAAGAAACCGAAGCAGUUUUCCCGAAGGAUGGGGCAAAAAAAGCAGCGACUAGCCAAAGCAGAGCAGCCACACAGCCCGUCUGACACAGCCCAGGCACCUUGCCCCAAGGAGCCCUGUUUGGGACCACCCACCACCCUGGGCCCAUACCGCAGCAUCUAUUUCUCAAGCCCGAAGGGCCACCUUACCCGACUGGGGUUGGAGUUUUUCGACCAGCCAGCAGUCCCCCUGGCCCGGGCAUUUCUGGGACAGGUCCUAGUCCGGCGACUUCCUAAUGGCACAGAACUCCGAGGCCGCAUCGUGGAGACUGAGGCAUACCUGGGGCCAGAGGAUGAAGCUGCCCACUCAAGGGGUGGCCGGCAGACCCCCCGCAACCGAGGCAUGUUCAUGAAGCCGGGGACACUGUACGUGUACCUCAUUUAUGGCAUGUACUUCUGCAUGAACAUCUCCAGCCAGGGGGACGGGGCUUGCGUCUUGCUGCGAGCACUGGAGCCCCUGGAAGGUCUGGAGACCAUGCGUCAGCUUCGCAGCACCCUCCGGAAAGGCACCGCCAGCCGUGUCCUCAAGGACCGUGAGCUCUGCAGUGGCCCCUCCAAGCUGUGCCAGGCCCUGGCCAUCAACAAGAGCUUUGACCAGAGGGACCUGGCACAGGAUGAAGCUAUAUGGCUGGAGCGUGGUCCCUUGGAGCCCAGUGAGCCAGCUGUAGUGACAGCAGCCCGGGUGGGCGUUGGCUAUGCAGGGGAGUGGGCCCGGAAACCCCUCCGCUUCUACGUCCGGGGCAGCCCCUGGGUCAGUGUGGUCGACAGAGUGGCUGAGCAGGACGCACAGGCCUAAGCAAAGGGCCUGCCCAGACAAUAUUUUUUAAUUGUUUAAAAAACAAAUAAAUGUUUUAUUUCUAGAAAA
Cercocebus atys (sooty mangabey) is the source of this 1180-nucleotide messenger RNA. It is a transcript of the gene MPG, whose product is annotated as N-methylpurine-DNA glycosylase. NCBI's taxonomy places the organism in Eukaryota, Metazoa, Chordata, Mammalia, Primates, Cercopithecidae. Bases 257 to 1111 code for a protein of 284 amino acids. The transcript has 5 exons. Gene Ontology annotation, molecular function: alkylbase DNA N-glycosylase activity; DNA binding. The record is from RefSeq and is a predicted model, not a curated record. Gene Ontology annotation, biological process: base-excision repair.